Molecule: messenger RNA, 5811 nt
Organism: Xyrichtys novacula (pearly razorfish)
Lineage: Eukaryota; Metazoa; Chordata; Actinopteri; Labriformes; Labridae
Source: the annotation of a GenBank genome assembly
CACAGCAUAAACAAACCAAUUAUCAGGUCAUAUAUGUUUGCAUUAGAUUCAGACUAUUUUUUAUGAAAGAAAAACACAUUUAACAGAAAAUUACAGAGGCAUAUCACUGCUACUCUGGAAUGUAAAAAAUGAUUAGAAUAAUGUUAGAAGUGUGAUGGUUGUUGAAAGUUGGUACCCGACAUGUAAACCAGACUGGGGAAAGGUUUAAAGGAUUUUAUUAAAGGGAAUGUGCAGGGGAAAGAGAGGAUCCUGAGUCCAAGACUGGAGUUGUAUGCUGUACAUAUAUUAACAUGUUCAAUAAAAAGGAAAAAAGAAAAAAAAAGUCUCUGUUAGCAUGUCAACACGGUGAAAAGCAAGGAGGAUGUUUUUAUUCCUACUGUUUAUCUGGAAGACAAAUUCAAUCAACAGUCUGAGGCCACUGACACAGAUCUAACUAGAAUACAACACAAUAUGACAAAUAUGACCAUAACAUUUAUGAUAAUAUCACCUCAGCAGGAUGUUUCUUAUAUCCAGCCGCCCAAAGUUUCUCUUUUUUACAAUUUCAGUUUAAAAGUUUUGCUGUUUCACAGUUUAAUCCAGUACAAAAACUGUUUAAAGCCCAAAAUCAGCAGACACAAGGACAGUUUCUUCCCCCAGGCUGCUGCCCUUGUGAAGUUCUAAUGCUCACAAAAAGACCUCCGUGACUGUAAAUGACUUUAUAACUUUUUAACAGUUUACCGCUCUGCCUCCUAAGCUACUGCCACCUCCAUGGGAAAUUUGGUUUGCAACAGGCAUCAGCACACCAGUACAUGAUAAAACAUACAUUUUGUAUCUGAUUCUGAAUUUUCACUGAAGUGUCAAAAAAACAACAACAUUUUCAUAGAAACACCUCAAAAAAAAAACCACAGCAGAUUAAGUCACUUGACCCUGACAGCAUACAGGUCACAGUCUUAGUCUUUACCCAUCUGUUCCAGGUUUAUAAACACAUCACAUCAAACACACAGCUCACCUGAGCCUUUCCACAGGUGAGUGUCAAACUGUCAUAUCAGUAAACAUACAGAAUAUCCAAUCAAAAAUGAAGCCAUCAUAUAACAUCAUCCCUGGAAAGGUUGGGCUAUCCCCUGGUUUAGGUGGGCUAAUGAUCCCAGGCUAAGGUGCCUUUCAUGAGACUUGGGUCCCCAGCUGACCCAGAUGGAGGCUCCUAUCCUAGUUCCCAGGUGUGCUCACCAGUGUCUUACCUAUAGACAAUUUGUGUGAGCUGGAUCAGGUGACAGGCUUCAGACAGGUGAAGUUACACCUGUGCUUUAUGAGGAUGGCCCUACAAAGUGCUAACCAGGUCACCUUCACAUUAAAUAAAGGCUGAGUGGUGGGAACUGACCCACCUGGAUGAGGUAAGAUCACCUUCACAUGACCAUCAAUAAAGAGUCAUCAAUCAGAAUGCCUUGGGGCUCUACCUGUGGAGACAACAAGAACUAUUAAAGAGCUGAACUAGGUCACAUCUACACCAAUCACACCUGAUCAGUACAGCAUGUCUCAGGUUCAAAGAUCCACCUUUGGACCGGGUGACCCAGCUACAGGUGACCCAGGUAAAGACCUUCAUAGAUUAGCAAAUCCAACUUUUAAAGCUCAAAAUGAGAUAUAUGACACUUUUUUUUCAGAGGCGCCAAAAACCAACAAACUGAUCCCCCCCCCCCCAGCUGCUUUAGAGUCAGAACUGUUUGAUAUUGAAACUCUUAAUUUAUUUAUUUAAUCUUAAAUCGUUCACUGCAGAGUCAACGAGUCAAACAUGAAAACUAAAGGACUCAGUCUGACAAUCUGACUUAAUCACUUAAGAUCAGACAUAAAUUUCUUCAACCUGUUUAAUAACGCACACGCGUACGCAUACAUACACACACUGAUUUUAAAUUCCAGUAAUUGUGCGUCAUGUGGCACCUGUGUGUUUCCCUGUCAUCAGCUCACAUUACACAUUAAAAAAGAAACAAACACAGGCCUAAUUUAACUCAAAGAUCCACACCUUUACACCUGUGUGGGCUGGGCCUUAGGUGGGCAGGGCCUGUGGUUUUAUUAACAGCUGUGAGUCUAACAGGUGAGAUCACUCUGCAGGUGAUUCGGAGACUCCAGAGGGUUCGGUGAGUGUCCCCCAUUAUUUAAUGAUGCUUUAAACACCCCAGGAGUAGAAAGAGUUCAAUUUGAUAAAAUGUAGAAUUUUUAGAAAGUCUUCUUUAAUUACCAAUUUAUGUAGGUUUGUAUGAGCUUCUCAUACAGUAACUGAUAACUGGUGUUUUCUGUCAAUACUAAAAAUAUGAGAUCAAUGUUUUUAUUUCAGUGAACUGCUUCACAACAUUUUUAAUGGUAAAAAUAAAAUGUUUGAAUGAAUAUUAUUUAUUUUCAUGUUUUGUUUUCUCCAUGCUGGUUGCAAUUCAUCAUUGAAUUACUGAUUUUUUUUUGUUUUAUAAACUGAAUUUGGAGGACAUAAAAUGUCCUCUGAGGCUCCAUAUAUGCUUUUUUCUCAGUCAAAUGAAAAGUGAUUGAACUAACCCUUUGAAGGGGACACUGUCCCUUGCAGAUCAGCUGACUCAGUCGGUCACACAGCUGCAGUGUGUUUAUCAAGCUGUAGCACCAUCAUUGUUUUUCAUGUUAAAGUCACAGGACCCACAUAAACCUCAGGUAACACAGCAGCCGUUUCACCUGCACUCAGGUGAAUGAUGACAUGAGAAGUGACAUCAGGCGGCUGACCAUAUUUCCUUCUCUUUCUGUCUCUCUGCAGCCAUGACAAUCUUUUUAUGUUACUUCCUGUUGAUUGGGCUUUUACUCCCUGCCGUCAUGGGGAUGCCAGAGCCACUCCUCAUAGGUGACUGGGAGCCCCCCCUUAAGGCUCAGCCCACACCUUCAUACCCUCCAAUGGACGGCCCGGGACGUAUGUUUUACCCUGAAAGAGAGAACAUGACGGAUCCACCAACGGGAGACCUGGAGGAGUACUGCCAGAUGCUGCUGCAAGUCCCUGUCCCUCCAGACCAGAUGCCCUGGUUCUGUAUGUGCACCCAGUGCCAGAGCAGCCAGGGGCCCAAAGGAGACCCUGGAGACCGUGGACUGCCAGGUAAAUCAGAGGCAAUGUACACCUGAGGCAAGGUAUACCUUAGGUCAGGUACACCUGAGGCUGGAUACACCUAAAUCCAGGUACACCUGAGGCCAAAUACACCUGGAGCACGGUACCCUUGAGGUCAGUUCUACCUGAGACUUCCUCAUCUGGUUUUGAGCCAAUGUGGAGUUUAAGUUCCAGGUUCUGGAUCAAGGACAUAGAGGUGGUCCAAAGGGGUCUACUUUCUGAUUUAGACUCAAUCAACCCUCUAAAACAGGGGUGUCAAAGUCAAAUGGACGGAGGGCCAAAUAAAAAAUUUAGCUACAAGCCGAGGGCCGGACUGAUCGAAUGUUCAUUGAAAAAUUUUUAAAUGACGCAUAUAGUCUAGUGAACCUAAUUGAACCUACUGAAAACCUAACAAAUAUAUUCCAAUAUGAUCAGAUAAAUAAAGCAAUAUUUUCUUAUGGCUCUGUCAGUAAUCUUUAAUUUUCAACAGACACAAAAGACAAAUUUCCUUUAUAUAAAAAUCCCCAUAACAUGAACAUUAAAUGAAAGAAACCAGUAUUAUUCAAGGCACCAUCAGUAGCCUAUAUUUUCUAUUUUAGCAAAAGUGGGCUAAAUUUACUUCAAAGAAAAAAAUAAUAAUAGCAAUUUUCUAUCAUCCACUCAACUGAAAUAUUUUUAAAAUAUAAUUGGAUUGAAAUACAAUAAAAUAAAGUGCAAAAAUCUAUUAAUCAAAAACAACACUUUCUUCAAGGAGAAGUAACAUGCAUUUUUGAUAGGUAUCUGAAAGUUAAUUUUACUGUUAUGCUGACGACUGCUGUGCUAAUAAAUAUUGAAAUGAAGCAGCCUACUGCUCGGUGCGUCACCGUUGCAUUGUGGGAAAUGUAGUAUUGGUGCGUGUAAAAGAUCUGCGGGCUGCCGGCUUGCUGCGGUCUGCGGGCCGGUUCUAAUAAUAAAUCAAGAUCAUCCCAGGGGCCGUAAAAAACCUUCUCGCGGGCCGGGCCUUGACUCUGACAUAUGUGCUCUAAAAGUUCUCUGUGUCCCCCCUCAGGUAGUCCUGGGAGUCCUGGAAGAAGAGGGAUGACAGGAUUCAGAGGUCCACCAGGUUUUGUAGGCAGACCAGGGGUCAAAGGUAAAAGUGUUUCCAUCAUCCUUUGCUGCCAGUCUCUCUGUCCACACUGAAUGUGAUAUUGUUCCUCCUUCAGGUCAGAAAGGGGACGAGGGCGAGAAAGGGGACAGAGGGCUGCAAGGUUUUAUGGGACCUAAAGGAGGGCGAGGCUUUAAAGGUGAGGGGCACAUGUGACAAGAUCCUCAGGAAAAGUCCUGUUCCAUUCUGUGAAGUGGUUUCUCUUGUCCUGCAGGUGAUAAAGGUGAACGUGGUCUGGAAGGCCCCCCAGGUGAUCCAGGUCGUAAAGGAGAAGAUGGAGUCUGCCCCCACGCCUGUGAGUCCAGCCAAGUCCCCUCAGGACCACCAGGUCAACCUGGUUCUUCAGGGCCCCGGGGUCUACCUGGCAGUCCUGGACCAAUGGGGCUGAAAGGUGAAAAAGGAGACACAGGUGGCAUGGGAGCUCCAGGUGUACCUGGGCUUGUGGGUGACAAAGGAGAGCCAGGGCCACAGGCAGAGUGCAACUGUACAGUUGGGUUGGAGGGUGCUCCAGGACCCCAGGGGGAGAAAGGGGAGCAAGGACAGGUGGGAGUCACUGGGCAGAGGGGGCCACAAGGUGAGAAGGGAGACAUAGGGCCUCAGGGAAUGAUGGGUCCUCCUGGUCCCUGCAUGCCCAGCAUCCAGUCCAGCUUUGCUGCAGGACUAACGUCCAGCUAUCCCCAACCAAACGCACCCGUGGUGUUCGCUCAUGUCCUUUACAAUGUCCAGGGAAGCUACAACCCUGUAUCUGGCCUCUACACUGCCCCCAUAAACGGCACAUAUGUCUUCAGUUACCACCUCACUGUCCAUGAGCGAGUCCUCAAGGUUGGACUCUUCCAUAACUACAGGCCAGUUGUCAUCACCACAGACCCAAAAGUCCUGGGGACCACCUCACACUCCGUGAUCUUACAUCUGGCCCAGGGGGACCAGGUUUGGCUCCAGGUGAAGGACUCGGCCACGAAUGGCAUGUAUGCAGGUAGUGAAUCCAGUAGCACCUUCUCCGGCUUCCUGCUCCACCCAGACUCCUGUGACAUGGCCUUGCUGAGGGCCCCCAGACCCUUCAUGGCCACCCCCCAGGGAGAGUACAGCUGGGGUAGCAUGUCUGGAUCUGAGCCCCAGCCCACUGACAGAGGGGCCAAUUAGUUUCAGAGAGAAAGAACAGGCUGGGCUGUAAUCAAAUAAUUUUACCGCGGAUCAGACCAAACCAACAGACCUCUGACCUUUAACCUUUGACUCUGAGCAGAACACAACUCCACACACAAAUACAAAAUUAAGCCAGAACUACCUCAGGACCCCUGAGAUGGAAGCAUGGGAGGGGUUUAAGAUGUCAACAGCGUCUUCAGCCUCUUUGAACAGUUAUUUUUGAUAUCGUCAUGUAUUUUUGGUUCAUGAUGAAAAAAUCUAAACAAAGAGCCUGACAAUAAAAUGGAUUCUGAGCCUGACGACCAUGAAGAUGAAUAUGAUGGUAUUGAUGACGAUGAUGGUAAUGAAGAUGAGGAUGUUGGUCAUGAUGAAGAUAGUGGUCUCUCCAUCAGAGCAAGCAGUGUAAAGGUGUGUCAGACAGAAUGGUUAACAGGUGCUUGUAGCCUCUUUGUAAGCAGCAGGA